Molecule: messenger RNA, 1919 nt
Organism: Gasterosteus aculeatus aculeatus (three-spined stickleback)
Lineage: Eukaryota; Metazoa; Chordata; Actinopteri; Perciformes; Gasterosteidae
Gene: atf4a
Product: activating transcription factor 4a
Biological process (GO): regulation of transcription by RNA polymerase II
Cellular component (GO): nucleus; ATF1-ATF4 transcription factor complex; ATF4-CREB1 transcription factor complex
Molecular function (GO): RNA polymerase II transcription regulatory region sequence-specific DNA binding; DNA-binding transcription activator activity, RNA polymerase II-specific
Source: RefSeq, a predicted model, not a curated record
AUAGCACAGGGACUCGCUCCGGCCGCGGUUCCUCGCCUCGCUCCGCUCCACGAACGUCCACCUCUCAGUGAACGCGCGCCCGCGUCAAAAUGUCAGCUUAACGGCGUGCAGCGGCUCUCCUCGCAUCGGCAACAACCCGGCAGUGCAGCGGCUAAGUGCACUGGCUAUUUCCGGCAAAAUGGCGUCUCUAUCGGCAAACACCCUCAGCUUUGCUGCCCUCGCCAGCAGAACCGAACCCCUGGACUCCCUGACGCUGUCAGACUCGCCUGUGUUUUUAUUCACCGCCACACGGCCGACAGCGACCAUCAGCCACAGCCAUGACCCUCUGCCCGCUGGCCGCGGAGGCCCUGUACUUAGGGCCCUCGCUUCUGACGGCUGACCCCAUGGGGCCCCUUCUGGACCAAAAUGAAGAAGCUCUUUCUCCCUCCUCCUCUCUAGAGGGGAAGGCACCAGCUUCGCCCCCCCUCUCUUUCUCCUCCCCUCCUGUCUCCCCCACUCCCCCCUCCUUGUUCCUGGGAACCAAGGCCCGAGCGGACUCCCCGUCCCUCCCCUGGCUGGGAGCCGGCGACCUGCUCAGCGCCACCAUUGGACCAGACGACGGAAACGAUGAUGCGUUCGCUGGCAUGGACUGGAUGUCGGAGAAGAUCGACCUGAGCGGCUUCGACCUGGACUCCCUCAUGGGCUCGUCUGACGAGUGUCCCAGCUCCCCCGAGGACCUGCUGGCCUCCCUCGACUCCCACGUGGAUCUGGACGUCGACUCCUUCAACGCGUCGGUCUCCUCGCCACAUGGCGGCCUGGAGCUCUGCAUGCCGCUCCCCUCGCUGGAGGGCGCCGAGGUGGCCCCCGACCAGCAGGUUGCGAAGGCGGAGCCUCCGUCUCCGGCCUCCACCCUGGAGCUGGGCAGUGAGGUGGACGUCCCGGACGCCGAGAAAACGCCGGCGCGCCUCUCCGCCGCCAUCAUUCCAGGGCCCAGCGAGGUCCUUCUGACCAGCAGCCCCAUCGUGCUGUCUCUUCCCACCUCUGGUCACCUGGUUGUGGUCCUCGCCAACCAGGACGAGCCCCCCCUCGUCUCCAUCCCAGACCCCUCGGCCAUCCCGCCCCCACCAAGCGACUGCGACAGCGACUCCGGCAUCGAGUCCGUUGCCGGCUCGCCUGCUCGCCUCCAGCCUCCGACCGCCGGGUCCUCCAGGACCAAACCCUACUCCAAACCAGAGCCCUCCUCCACCACCAAGACCCCCAAGGUCAAAUCUGUGUCCGGCGCUCCCAAGGUGGAGAAGAAGCUGAAGAAGAUGGAGCAGAACAAGACGGCGGCCACGCGCUACAGACAGAAGAAGAGGGUGGAGCAGGACCUGCUGAACACGGAGUGCGAGGAGCUGGAGAAGAGGAACGGCGAGCUGUCGGACAAGGCGGACUCCAUCAGCCGAGAGAUCCAGUACCUCAAGGACCUGAUGGAGGAGGUCCGGAAGCGCCGCGUCAAGUCCAGCUCGGUGGCGUAGCGGACGAGAGACGAACAAGUGGAACUCCAUCAGCAGAAGAGUUAAACGGCUGGAAGCAAAGAGAAGCUCCUGGAAGUCGAUGAUGUUGGUAUGAAGGGUGGUGCAUCUGUUCUCUCCCCCUCUGUCUCACUGCAGUACAGACUCAACACCCCCUCCCCCUCCCUCCCAGUAUCUGAUCCCAGAUCAGCUCUCAGGAAGCGACUCCUCCCUCUUACCCAGAGUCGCCUCCUGUCCACCUUCCUCUUCUUCAGCUUCACGUCCAGAAAGAGGCCUCAAAGUAUCGAUGAAUCCUGUUACUUGUUCUGUGUACAUAGUUUCUCCUGCGUACUGGUAGUUUAUUUAACUAAAGGCCUGAUGACGUCAUCAGAAGCUCAGCUGUUUGACUUUGCUCUUUUUCUAAUAAAUAUCUAUCGGUACUCUGAA